GGCGGGGCGGGGGCGGGGCCUGGUGGGGCUCGGAGCACGCGGGAGGGGCCCCCUCCGGGGUUCUUGGGGAUGCCAUUGGGCACAGCCACAAAGUGGCAGCCACUGGGGGCGGGGCCACACACCUGCUGGGGAGAGGGGGGAUCUAAACAGAAUAGAGCAGCUGCCACUCAAACAGUGGCUGAUCAGGGCUUCAGUGGGCAAGCAGAAGCCCUGCUGGCUGGGUGCGGGAUGCUGCUGCUCUCUGAUGUGCACUUGGGCCUGCCCUCCCCGGUCCCUCCUGACCAGCUGGCCCUCGUCUCCGGCUCAUACCACUAUUACCACUACGGCUGCGAUGGCGUGGACGAUCGUGGUUGGGGCUGCGGCUACCGGACGUUGCAGACGAUAUUCUCCUGGCUAGCGGAGGCUGGAGCAGAAGGACCCGUCCCUUCCCUCAGGGAGAUCCAGCAUGCGCUGGUGGAGAUGGGAGACAAGCCCCCUUGGUUUGCCGGAUCCCGGGAGUGGAUCGGCACUGUCGAAGCUGCCCUCUGCAUGGACCACUUCUAUUCUGUGCCGGGCAAGCUUAUCCACGUUCGCCAAGGCAGAGACUUAGAAAAGGAACUGGAGACCUUGCGUGCUCAUUUCCAGGGAGGCGGGGGCCCUGUGAUGGUGGGAGGGGAGAGAGACCACUCUGCCAAGGCACUGUUAGGCGUUUGUUCUGGUCCCAAAGGACCCCGUCUGCUGGUUCUUGAUCCUCACUAUUAUGGGACGACCCUGACCCCGGUUGACCUGCAAGAGAAGGAGUGGAUAUCUUGGAAAGAGCUCCGUUUCUUUGAAGACAGCUCCUUCUACAAUCUCUGCUUGCCCCAAGCCAGGACAAGAGGGCACCUUUGCAAAAGCAUAUGAUGCCUUGGAAGGGAGCUCCUGGGAUCCUCCUAAGGGGGUGCCCCCCACUUGAUUUCCGGGACUUGUUGGCACAAUUGUGAAUGGGUAAGGAUGUUCCUGUUACAGAAGCUGGUAAUUACGUAGGUUUUUUUCUCCGUGGAAUUCUGAGCCAGCACCGGUUCCGGUCUCUCCACAGGAUGUGAGAAACUGAGCCUGUGAACCAAGAAACACUGAAUCCCAGGCCAAGCUUCACUAGGAAGUAGGAGAGGCCCUGGCCCAGCCACACCUGGGCAGUGGGUGAACAUUUGGAAACUAUUUGGAAACUGGUUCUGGUGGGUUUCCCGGGGGGCUGCGUGGCUGUGGUCUGGUGGAUCUUGUUCCUAACGUUUUUGCCUGCAUUUGUGGCUGGCAUCUUCAGAGGUGUCUCACAGAGAAAAGUCUGUUUCACAGCCACAGAUGCAGGCAUAACGUUAGGGACAAGACCUACCAGACCACGGCCACACAACCCGGAAAACCCACCACAACUGUUUGAAAGCUGAUACAAAUCCAAACCCCAGCCCACUGAUCAAUAGCCAGGUGUGUGGAAUCUAUGUGAUUGCCAACCAAUUCAUCAUGAAUGGUUACUAUCAAAUUGUUAGGCUGGAUGUGAUUAAGUCGCCAUCUGUAAUCUGAUCUAUAUUUUUUACUUCUUAAUGUAUUUUAUUAGUAUUUAUUUUGUUAUGGAAUAAACAAAUAUGAAUAUGA
Sphaerodactylus townsendi is the source of this 1605-nucleotide messenger RNA. RefSeq names its product UFM1 specific peptidase 1 (inactive) (gene UFSP1). Lineage: Eukaryota; Metazoa; Chordata; Lepidosauria; Squamata; Sphaerodactylidae. The transcript is spliced from 2 exons. The record is from RefSeq and is a predicted model, not a curated record. The coding region runs from base 70 to 882 and encodes 270 amino acids.